Messenger RNA from Xyrauchen texanus (razorback sucker), 3441 nucleotides. RefSeq names its product E2F transcription factor 7 (gene e2f7). The record is from RefSeq and is a predicted model, not a curated record. NCBI's taxonomy places the organism in Eukaryota, Metazoa, Chordata, Actinopteri, Cypriniformes, Catostomidae. Gene Ontology annotation, molecular function: DNA-binding transcription factor activity, RNA polymerase II-specific; RNA polymerase II cis-regulatory region sequence-specific DNA binding. Gene Ontology annotation, cellular component: RNA polymerase II transcription regulator complex. Gene Ontology annotation, biological process: regulation of transcription by RNA polymerase II. Bases 161 to 2329 code for a protein of 722 amino acids. The transcript has 13 exons.
GCACAGCGGCUAUUUCAGCACGUACCAGCUGAAAUAAGAAGAUUAUUCGGACAGAUCUUCUUAUUUAGAGGGAAAAUUAUGUUCAUUUAAAGAGGAUCACUUUGAACUGGAUUUGUUUAAAUUUUUUGUGUGUAUAUUCCUCCAUCGAGAUUAGAUUAAGAUGGAGAUGAAGUGUUUAUCUCUGAAGGAUCUGGUUAGUGUGAGGAAGAUUAAGACAGGCUCUAAUGAAACUGAGAAUAUAAAUGACCAGAAAGAGAACAUCUGUGUGGAUAAGAGAAAAAUGACCCCUCUCAAGUCCGAUUCUGUGACGACAGCCAUUAAUGGACACAGGAGAGUCUCAAGUCCAGAUAUCACUCAUAUCACCCCCAUCAAACACCCUGAGAGGGCCCAUACAGACCCCUGGACCCCCACAGCAAACCUGAAGAUGCUGAUCAGCGCCGCCAGCCCAGACAUCCGUGACCGAGAGAUGAAAAAGACCCUUUUCAGACCCAUAGAAAAUGAGGAGAAUGUUGUAGAGGAAGAGGAAGAAGAAAUCGAUGACUCGUGUCAGUUUGAAACGUUAGACGACGACGGCGGAGAUGAUCCGGAGAGAAGACCCAGUCGCAAGCAGAAGAGUUUGGGGCUUCUGUGUCAGAAAUUUCUGGCCUUGUACCCCGAUUACCCCAAAGCCUCCGAAAGCAUCAAGAUCUCUCUGGACGAGGUGGCCACACGUUUAGGUGUGGAAAGGCGGCGUAUCUACGACAUCGUGAAUGUGCUGGAGUCCCUGAUGCUGGUGAGCAGAAUGGCGAAAAACGUGUACGUGUGGCACGGACGAUCGCUGCUGCCUAAAACCCUGCAGGAACUCCAGCGGGAUGGCCGAGAACAGGGCUACCAUCUGCAGAUGGCCCCUAGAGACGAAACCAGUCUGCAUGCCACCCACCACGCACCAAACGCACAAGCAGCGUCCAGCCGAAGGAAAGAUAAAUCUCUCCGCAUCAUGAGCCAGAAGUUUGUCAUGCUGUUCCUGGUGUCCAAAACACAGACCGUUACGCUGGAUACGGCUGCUAAGAUUCUGAUCGAGGAGGGUCAGGAUGAGUCCAGCCACAGCAAAUAUAAAACCAAGGUACGCCGCUUGUAUGAUAUCGCUAACGUCCUCACCAGCCUGAAUCUGAUAAAGAAACUUCACGUGAGAGAGGAGAAAAGCCGCAAACCCGCCUUCAAAUGGAUCGGACCCAACGAUUUCCACAGCAGCAGCGACUCGGACAGUUUGAGAGUGUCCGAUUUGAAGAAGAGCUCCUCCGUCAUGGGCACAGGAGAACGGCGAGAGAAGAUGGCACGCCACGUCUCAUUUCAGGUCCUUUCCUCCCCUUCUGUCAAUCAAAGACUGAUAAACUCCGCCCCUAGCACACCUCAUAGAGAUCCCAUAGACGAGCCGGUUGAUUAUUCCAGGAAGACUGUGCCGUUUGGAGACCGUGUUCAGUCCAGUGGAAGUCCUGUGCCCCUUCAAGCUGAUGUCCCGUAUGCAUCCAUGCCCGCCCAGUUCACCCAGCACCCAUUAGCAUACCUGCCCGGCCUCCCACAGGCGCCCCUGUUCAUGGUGUACAGCGGGCACGUACCCGAGGGCAUCACACAAGGUCAGCGAACAGAAGAGGAGGAAGAUCAGCCAGCGAAAAGACACAAAUGUGUGGCGUCCAUAGAAAGUGAAACCGGUGAGAGUAUGACCUCCAGUGCGCAAAGAUCUCCAUUCGGCUCCCAGGGAGGUUCUCCGUGGGACGAGACCUUGUUUGGGCCACUAAAUGAGGGCGACAUGGGGACACACAGUCCUAAAGACCCCAUCCUGUCUUCUCAUUACCUCUAUGUUCCAAACACAGCAGGACUGAAUGGUUUGAACUUCCUCAUGCCAGCAGGGCACACUCAGGGAGGCGUGCCAACCGUAGCUCUGCCAUACUUUUUGGUACCAUCCCCACUCAUAGCAGGCGCAGUGUCCACGUCCAACGCUGAUGGGAGUGGCAGCAGUGGUUUGAGUUUCAGUCUGCCCACCGUGCUGUCACCAGCCCGGUUUGUGAUGGCAGGAGGGGCGUUCGGUGUGACUGGCAGUACAGAUGUGAUGAACAGCCCAGAGCAUCACAGAGCACCAGUGCCCACAUUCUCACCACAAGCCCGACGGACACAAGAGAGCUCAAAGCUAACACACACACAGACUCCUUCGACACCAAAGCAAGCAGCUCUGCGGUCCAAGUCUUUCUUCGAAACCCCUGGAGCUUUUGGAUCACUUACGACUCCACCUGCAGCACGCAAGAGAGGCUCCGCCCAGAGGCGGCUGGACAUUGGACACCCCGCGGCCAAUUAAAUGAACAGCUGUAGGUGUCACUAUGUGUCAUUGAAUGUUCAGGCAUCUAUGGAGCUGCAGUGUCAAAGAGAUAAACUGCAUUACGCAACAAAUACUGGCUUGACAUUCUUUGAUUACCAGUGAUUUCCUGUUUACUAAAUAAUAAAUAUCAAAAUAGGAGGGCAGACAAAUACAGGUAUUUAUGUCCUGCUCAGGCUGAAUUGGGAAAUUAUCGGGGACACGCCCUCUUGUGGUUGAAUUGAGGGACGAUAGUAGUUUUAUUAUUUGCAUUUCACCCCUUCGGAGAGUAUUUUGGAGUACAUUUGAUAGCUCUAGCACUACGUAUUUAAAAAUGUGAACGUAAUUUAGACUGGAUCAGUCUCUGAGAGCCGCUUGUACAGAAAGCUGUAUGCAAAAGUGCCAUAUUGUCUGUGAAACCGACAUGCCUUAGAAAUGAUUUUGUGUUAAGACAGUGCCUUCACAACAGAGAAUAGCAUUAUUUUGAGUUUGUCUUGAGCAAACAAAUUCGAGGACUUGCUAGGAGAACAUGAAACAGAUCUGGGUUCAGUCUUUUAUAAGUGAGGAAGACAGAAACGCGUAGCUUGAACAGUUCUGAACAUUCAUUCUGAGCGGUGUAGAUAAGAAAAUCUGAGGGUUUCUGAAGCAAAUAAUGGUUGUAACUUUGGACACUGUUUAAUUUUGAGGUGCUACAUCGGUGGAACAAAUAGGAAACCAAAAAAUAAAUAAAAAAAUACUUGAAUGACCAGUGAAUAUGAUCACUGGACAAAACAGUUAUCACAGUACUGUAACAUUGAAAGCAAAGUAGACUAGAAAUAAAUUAUUUUUGCUAACGUAGCAAGUGACAUUUGGAUUGACUUUUACACCGCUGGGUGUAAUCAUUACGGCUGUACUGUAUUUACAGUAAUUUUACCUUAUUUCCUAGCAUUGAAUAUUGUUGUAUAUGUCUUCAUUUCUGUAUCAGUGUUUAAAUGUCUUUACUGGAUGUUUAAAGCUGCUUUAUCUUCAAGAAAUGCACUGUUAAAUCUGUAUGGUGCUUUUGUGUUAUUUGUCAACUGUAUUCUUACUGUUAUUUUAUGUGUGGCCACACAGCUGUCAUAUACAUGCAACACAAA